Messenger RNA from Scophthalmus maximus (turbot), 4321 nucleotides. It is a transcript of the gene rfc1, whose product is annotated as replication factor C (activator 1) 1. Gene Ontology annotation, molecular function: DNA clamp loader activity; DNA binding; ATP hydrolysis activity. The record is from RefSeq and is a predicted model, not a curated record. Bases 126 to 3683 code for a protein of 1185 amino acids. Gene Ontology annotation, cellular component: DNA replication factor C complex; nucleus. NCBI's taxonomy places the organism in Eukaryota, Metazoa, Chordata, Actinopteri, Pleuronectiformes, Scophthalmidae. Gene Ontology annotation, biological process: DNA repair; DNA replication. The transcript has 23 exons.
GUCGUCAUCUCCCUGCGACCGCGGCUCAGUCUGGUCCCGCUUCGCGCCAAGCGGCCGCAGCAUCAGGAGCCUCGUCGCAGACAGACGAGCUGAGAGCAGACGACCGCCAGAGACGCGUCUUCACCAUGGACAUCAGACGCUUCUUCGCACCGACUGCGGCGAAGAAACCGCCUUCGAAUGGGAACAUGAGGGCGGAGGAGGAGGAGGAGGAGGAGAAGAAGAGGAGGAGGAGGAGCAAGCCGCUGUCACCAGCCGAGGUCGUGAAAGAGAAGAAGAAAGAGACCUCAAAGGUCAAAAGCUCCAAAAAAGAAGAGAAAUGCAAGGAUGGUGAGAAAAAACGAAAGAAGCGCGGCGUCAUAGAGUCGGACUCGUCGGAGGAGGAGCCAGUGAGGAAGUCAAAGAAAUCCCCCAAAGGGAAAGUGAAGAGCAGCAAGGCAGCGCCGCCUGCCAAAAAAGAUCCUGUGCAGUACGUCUCUGAAACAGACUCGGACAGUGACAACUUUCAAUCCUUGAAGAAGGUCUCACAAACCAAGAAGGACAACACGUCCAAACAGACAAAGUCACAAGCGGAGGGCGCUCGUCUUGGGCCGAAGCCUCCUGUCAAGUCCUCCACCACACAGGUGAAAACUGGGCUGAAGUCCCCUCCGGCGCUCAUCACCCCCAAGAAAGUCACGCCUCCUCAGCCCAAACACACUCCCACCUCAGUAUUGGACUACUUCGGCGGUGGGACUAUUCAGCGCUCGGACAAGAAGCUGGUUGCCAGCACCAAACGAAAAGCCCCAACUCAGGACACAGACGACCUGAUCAGUGAUGAGGAAAUUGCCAGACAGCUGCAGAUGGAUCAGGACAUGGAGAUGGAAAAGCAGGUCCACGAGGACGAGGAGUUUGCCAGGACGCUGGCCCUGCUGGAUGAGGAGCCACAGGCAAAGAAGGCUCGUAAAGGCUCGGAUGAAAAACAAGCCCCUGCCGUGAUUCCCAAAAAGAGCUGCACAGACUCUGCUGCUGGCAGCACGAGCAGCCUGUCGAAGACCAACCGGAGCGUGUUGGAGGACGUGGUCAGUCCGUCUCCUCAGAAGAACCUUUCCUCUCUCAAAGCCAGCUCCAAACUGGCCAUGAUGAAGAAAAGGGACCAAGAGAAAGACGCAGGGCCAAAGAGCAAAACCCCCAUGAUUUCACCCACAAAAAUUAAAACGUCUCCCAGAAAGGAGCCCAUCGCCUCAUCAAGCUCAGACGUGAAGUUUACACCCAAAACAGGAACAACGCCCACUGCACUUAAAACUUCUCCAAAGAAACCAGAGAGCACAAGCACGAGUCCCGAUGACGCUGAGAAGAAGAAAGUCAACUCUGCAGCUUUCAGGAACUUCCUCAACAGAGAUGGACCACGAGCUCUGGGCUCCAAGGAAAUCCCAAAAGGAGCAGAGAACUGUUUGGAGGGCUGCGUGUUUGUGUUGACGGGAGUCCUGGAGUCCAUGGAGAGAGAUGACGCCAAAUCCUUGAUCGAGCGCUACGGAGGCAAGGUGACGGGCAACGUCAGCAAAAAGACCACCUACAUGGUGCAGGGCAGGGACAGCGGGGUCUCGAAGAUCGAAAAGGCCGAGAGUUUUGGAACCAAGAUCCUGGACGAGGACGCUCUGCUGGAGCUAAUCAGAACCAAACCAGGAAAGAAGUCCAAGUAUGAGAUUGCUGCAGAGGCAGAGGUCAGCAAAAGCAAAGCCUCAAAAACCAGGACUCCACCUGGUCAAGCAUCAAAGAGCACCCCCAAAGCCCAGAAGAUCUCCCCUUCAAAGGGCAACUCCAGGUCCCCUCACACCCCAAGCCCGUCAAAGACCGGCCUGGGACAAGGUCACGGCAGCAGGACUACUCCUUCCGGGAGAGGCUCAGGCCACAAGACCCGGAGGGAGCUCGGCCUUUCCUCCUCCCGUUCGCCUUCAGCCCCGGAACCAUCCCCCCGAUCGAGGACUGCAGAGGACGCCAGUCUGCUGUGGGUGGACAAGUACCGUCCGCGCUCUCUGAAGACUGUGAUUGGCCAACAGGGGGAUCAGAGCUGUGCCAACAAGCUGCUGCGGUGGCUGCAGAGCUGGCACAAGAGCCACAGUGCCACCACUCCCAAGGCAACAGCAAAGUUUGGUAAGUUUGGAGGAGGGAAAGAUGAUGGAUCAUCAUUUAAAGCUGCUCUGCUCUCUGGACCUCCGGGUGUGGGAAAGACCACUACCGCCGCCCUGGUCUGUGAGGAGUUGGGCUUCAGCUACGUGGAGAUGAACGCCAGCUGUACUCGCAGCCAAAAGAACCUAAAGCAGGUCGUUGCCGAGUCACUAAACAACACCAGCAUCGAGGACUUCUACAAAGGCACGUCUCAGACAGUGAGCAAUAAACACGUCCUGAUCAUGGAUGAGGUUGAUGGCAUGGCUGGCAAUGAGGACCGUGGAGGAAUUCAGGAGAUGAUCGGUCUGAUCAGAAGUUCAAAGAUUCCCAUCAUCUGCAUGUGCAAUGAUCGUAACCACCAGAAGAUCCGGUCCCUGGCCAACUACUGCUUUGAUCUGCGCUUCCAGAGGCCACGGGUGGAACAGAUCAAGGGAGCCAUGAUGUCCCUCGCUUUCAAAGAAGGGAUCAAGAUCCCGCCCCCAGCUCUCAACGAAAUCAUCCUCGCUUCCAAUCAGGAUGUCCGACAGGUGAUCCACAACCUGAGCAUGUGGUCAGCGAAAGACAAGGUGAUGACGUACGACCAGUGCAAGUCUGACGCCGCCAGCGCCCGCAAGGACAUGAAGCUGGGGCCAUUCGACGUUUGCAGGAAGGUGUUCGUGUCGGGCGAGGACACUUCCCACAUGAGCCUCAUCGACAAGUCCGACCUCUUCUUCCACGACUACUCGCUCGCGCCGCUCUUCGUCCAAGAGAACUACCUGCACGUUCGUCCGGCGGCUGCCGGUGGAGAUCUGAAGUCCCACCUGGUGUUGCUCAGCAAGACAGCGGACUCCAUCUCUGACGGAGACCUGGUGGACAGACAGAUCCGCUCUCGGCAGAACUGGUCACUGUUGCCAACCCAGGCCAUCUAUGCCAGUGUGUUGCCAGGCGAGCUCAUGAGAGGCUACAUGAGUCAGUUCCCGACGUUCCCCAGCUGGCUCGGCAAGAAUUCCUCCACCAGCAAACAUUCCCGUAUCGUUCAGGAGCUGGCAUCACACAUGAGUCUAAAGACAUUGAGCAGCAGACAGGCGGUGAACCUGGACUACCUACACUACCUGCGGCAGGCGCUGCUCAGCCCACUUCAGAGGCUCGGAGCGGAGGGUGCCAGUCAGGCUGUGCAGCUGCUGGACAACUACCACCUCAUCAAGGAGGACGUGGACAGCAUCAUGGAGAUCAGCGUCUGGGGCGGACAGGCCGAUCCCUACUCCAAACUGGACUCUAAGGUGAAAGCAGCCUUCACCCGAGCCUACAACAAAGAAGUUCACCUGACGCCGUACUCCCUGCAAACUGUGAAGAAGGGCCGCCGCGGUGGAGCCGGCGGGGAGUCGGAGCAGGGCGGGGAGGACGUGGACAACGGACAGCAGGAGUCCGAGGAUGAAGGGGAGGGCCUCAAAGCCGACGCCAUGAUUAAACAGAAGAAGGCCAAGGCCCCCAAGGAGUCAAAGCCGAAGAAAGAAGAUUCUGGGAAGGGCAAAGGCAAGGGGAAAGGCAAGGCUAAGAAAUGACAUUAAGAGAAACACAAACUGACCUUUAUUACAGAAUAUAAUACUUUUCUCUGCACUUACACUGAUCCUGAAGUGAGCAUUGUAAAGUAGUGACGCCAGCCUUAGACUCUUCAGGUAACUCAUCUGACCCUCGGCCAAACACUCCAACAACACCGGCUGAGAAACAUCUGUCCUGUUUAUUUUUAAACCUCCUGUCAUGACAGUAUUCGUCUCCAUACUGAACAAAUGAUGCACAUUGUUUUCAUUGUUCCAGCCGUUAUCAUGUCUGCUCACCUCUGUCGUCUGAUCAGUAGUGUUGUGCAUUUCUUCUGUCGUCUGUUUGUGGUCCAGGUGUCGAGGCUGUAAAUAAUGUGACUGUUACCUUUUGCUAUGUCUACAGUACAUAUUAGAAUAUUUCUGCUUUGGUUGUACGGUUAGCACUGAUGACUCUGUAAAUGUCACUUUUGUAAAGAUUUCAUGAGGAUUAAUAGAGAAAUAUGUCGCUCAUGAGUGUCCUUGAUUUUUUUUCUUUUCUUAAGAGAAGUGGUUUUGUUUUUAUAUAAUCAUUUUUUUUAAUAAUUCAUUCAAAUUAUAUAUUUAGUUCAUGCAUUUGAUUUUGAAAAAUCCACUCAAUCCAAAUAAAUGAUCUAUGCAGUGAA